Messenger RNA from Arabidopsis lyrata subsp. lyrata, 1099 nucleotides. RefSeq names its product 50S ribosomal protein L7/L12. Gene Ontology annotation, cellular component: ribosome. Gene Ontology annotation, molecular function: structural constituent of ribosome. Lineage: Eukaryota; Viridiplantae; Streptophyta; Magnoliopsida; Brassicales; Brassicaceae. The record is from RefSeq and is a predicted model, not a curated record. The transcript has a single exon. Gene Ontology annotation, biological process: translation.
UUGAUACAAGACUAUGGUUAGGAUGAUUAGGGUAGGCUUAGGACGUUUUAGUUAAUUAGUUUUGGUGUUUUCUUUUUAAUUUAAAAGCAAUUACGUAUUUGUUUUUGACAUUAGGUUUAGGGUUUGUGAUUUUCUUUUUUACCUUAGUUACACACCAAGGUCUAUAUAUAUAAAGACCAUUAAUAAAGAAUAAAACCUCCAACAAUUAACCUAUAAUCUCUAGAAAGAGACUUGGGUUAGGAGGAAGCUUAGCUUAAAAUCUCUGUGUUCUUUAAGCUUAAGCUAUUCGAUCGAUUCCUUAGUUCUAAGCUGGAUUAUUCACCACCGGUUACUAGAGCUAAAGCCAAGGAACAAGCACGUAUCAGAAAUCAAACAAAAUGAGAGUACUGAGGGACGGCCAAAGUGGUGGUGGUGCCAAUGAGGGAGCCAAAGCGGAGAAGACUGUGUUUGAGGUUAAACUGGAGUCUUUCGAGGCAUGUGCGAAAAUCAAGAUCAUUAUGGAGGUAAGGAGAAUCACUGGUGUGGGUCUAUAGGAUGCUAAGGAAUUGGUGGAGAAGGCUCCCACGGUUGUGAAAACAGGAGUAUCCAAAGAAGAAGGAGAGGAGAUCGUAGCGAAGUUGAAGGCACUUGGUGUAAAAGCUGUUUUGGAAUUGGUGGAGAAGGCACUUGGUGCCAAUGAGGGAGCUAAAGUGGAGAAGACUGUGUUUGAGGUUAAACUGGAGUCUUUCGACCCAUGUGUGAAAAUCAGGACCAUUAAGGAAGUAAGGAGUUUCACUGGUGUGGGUCUUAGGGAAGCUAAAGAAUUGGUGGAGAAGGCUCCUACGGUUUUGAAAACAGGAGUUUCGAAAGAAGAAGGAGAGGAGUUCGUAGAGAAGCUGAAGGCAGUUGGUGCUAAAGCUGUUUUAGAGUCGGUGACAGUGAGUGAGUUUCCAAGUCUGUUUUGGUACAGUUUGUUCCAUCUAGCUUAUUAGCUUAAUUAGGCUUUCUCAUUGCUAAUGUUGUUGCUUUAAAGAGAUUAAACCCUUGUACCGUUGCUAGUUUAAUAUGUAUCCCAAGUCGUUCUUCUUUGGGAACUCUGUUGUCAUUCCAUGGCUUUAAU